This is a messenger RNA of Trichoderma asperellum CBS 433.97, 486 nucleotides long. The record is from RefSeq and is a predicted model, not a curated record. NCBI's taxonomy places the organism in Eukaryota, Fungi, Ascomycota, Sordariomycetes, Hypocreales, Hypocreaceae.
AUGGGUGCGGCCGUAGUUUUGGCCCCGGGCCGUCCAGCCUCAGACUUGAAGUCUCGCAAAAGCGUAUUCCUCGCAGGACCAACAAAUCCCACUGGGGAGGCUGACUGGAGAGAAACGCUCACCGAGGCAUUGAUCGAGCUACCCAUCGUGAUAUAUAACCCCAAGCGCAGCGACUGGGAUUCGACUUGGAAGGAAGAUUUUUCAGACAGCCGCUGGGCGGAGCAAGUGGAGUGGGAGCUUGGGAUGCAAGACAAGGCAGACAUUGUUGUUGUCUUCUUUCAUAAAGCCACUCCAGCGCCAAUUAGUCUCUUAGAGUUGGGUCUGUGUGUUCGAUCUGGAAAGGCAAUUGUGUGUGCUCAGGAUGGAUACUCCAAGAGAGGGAAUGUGGAGGCGGUUUGUAGGCGAUAUGGGGCCAAGUUUAUGGCCUCUGAAGAGGAUCUGAAGGAUGCUGUGAUGGAGAGGCUGAAGGGGCUUAUUGCUGGGUGA